This is a messenger RNA of Exophiala spinifera, 2427 nucleotides long. RefSeq lists its product as uncharacterized. Gene Ontology annotation, biological process: TORC2 signaling. Lineage: Eukaryota; Fungi; Ascomycota; Eurotiomycetes; Chaetothyriales; Herpotrichiellaceae. The transcript has 2 exons. The record is from RefSeq and is a predicted model, not a curated record. Gene Ontology annotation, cellular component: plasma membrane; cytoplasm; TORC2 complex. The coding region runs from base 1 to 2427 and encodes 808 amino acids. Gene Ontology annotation, molecular function: phosphatidylinositol-4,5-bisphosphate binding.
AUGGCUCUCCUACAGAAUGAAGAGUACGUUCCCAGAAUCAGCAGUCCUCUACGAGCACCAUUUGCUACAUGGUACUUGCGGACUUCAUAUUUGGCGAGUGUCAAAGACGGGAUUGCCGAGCGUCUAAUCAGUGUCAACAACUCGAUACUGAACUCUCCGGGCUUCCGAGCCGCUGGCUGGUCUGCGGACCCUGUUCAGCGAACAUAUUCCCCGCCAAUUCCGACGUCCAUCAACACUGAAUACUUUCAGACAGGAGCCGAACUUCAGCUCACUAACUCUCAGGGCGACGAGGAUGAGGAAGGUGGCCUAGUAACUGGCAGGACCAGUAAUGACACGAUCGGCCCUGGAUUCAAUGCGAGGCGACGAAGGAGAAAAGAACACGUCGAGGACGACGACAGUAGUGACCUUACAGAUGAAUCCGAGGAGGAAGCUGAGGGCGCACAACGUGCCGCUCAACAGAUUCGCUUUGCGAAGAUGCCUGCUAGAAACAGGGCAGACUCGUCUCCUAUCGGAGGUGCUGGGCCAGACAUCAUAACGACGUCCCCUUCCAAGCCGAGAACGGACAACAGGAGGAGGACUGGAUCUCUUGGAGCUGUCGAAGCCGUCAAGGCUCGUGCGAGAGCCGAUACCACUACAAGCAGUGAACUAUCUUCCGAAAACGAAGUAGACCCCGCCUACUUUCAGCGGCGCCAGGUCAAUACUGGUCAAACGCCCUUAUCGGCACCACUUCUUAAUGAGAAUGUUAUGAAAUCAGGAGCAGGACAUCCGCACCAGGUGCACGAUGAUUCGGACGCAGAGUCAGUGGGCUCAGCAUUGUCCUCAGAACUUGGCGAAACUGUCGAUUCCACAUCUCUACUAGACACCAUAGCAGAGUCAAAUCUGCCCUCCUCGCCGCCUAUGCUGAACAGUUUUACCGCUUCGGGAUCCUCCGUUGCACGAAUGCCUGUUUCAGAAUCACCUAGAAAACAGAGAACGCUUCCAGUCCUCCACGAACUACCGCCUCCGCGACCGAUCAGCUUCAUUCAGCCCAAGAGUCUCCUUUCAGCAGCCUUGAAUGCGCAGAAAAAGGCCCCCAGUAAUCCGCUUCAGGCUUUUGCUGGCCUGUCUGGCAAGGGCAACCCCAAUCCUUUGUGGAUAAAAAUAUAUGUGCCUUUCUCAGAAGAUGCGGACGAACCCAUCGAGAUGCCGCUGGCACGAACUUCCAGAGAUGGUAAUCCUGUCAUUGUUGCGGAAGCCAUCGGCCUCAGCCUCUGGCGUUAUCAGCAGGAGAAGCUAGAGCCUCCUCUUCCCCCAGAACAGCUGGAUGUUAAUAAGUGGACACUGAGAAUGGUCGAGGACGGCGAGAUUGAUGAUGAUUUUCCACCCCUUGUUCGUACACGUCCGAUUACUGACUUCACAUACAACAACAAUCGAGGAGGGCGAGCUAGGUCCAGAGAACGCCCUUUCGACGAAUUUGCUCUGGUCGAAGCAUCUCCUGCUCAGUUCGAGUCCAACAAAAGAGACACGCCGCAGUUCGCAAUCACGCCGGAGGAGGAUCCUGCACCACUCCCAACACUCGAACCAGUCGUGACACAGUCACAGGUUUACACGGCGCCAAAGCAAACACUGGCCAGGAAUAACCUUCUUCUCGCAGGACAGCCUUUUGCCUCAGCGUUGGCCAACUCAUCUUUAACACCAGCAGACUUGCCUGCCCCUUCUGCUUCACAUGCGACCCCACGUAUGGGCAGGACGAAGACAAUCCGAAUACGGUAUUUCGACGUCGAUGUUGCCGCUCAGACCAUGACGAUGGAAGUGUCUACAGACAGUUAUAUUGCUGAAAUACUCGACCAUGUAUGCAAGAGAUGGAAUUUCGAGAAGGCUGGCUUCGUGUUGAAAGUCGCGGGAACGAACACUGUUGCACCCUUGGAUCGAACGGUUGAAGCGCUAGGGACUCGAUCCGAUUUGGAUCUUGUGCGAAGACGCUUCGGAGCCGGUGUGGCGGCUUUGACAGGCUCUCCAGGCAGUUCCUCGCCAAAUGCACCGCUCCUGCUGGACAUUCAAGGGCCAAAGAAGACCAAGAAAGGCCAGCUACAUCACCCGCUGGCAAACAAGCAGGACCUGGUGUCGAGCGCCAGCAAUUUCAAGAAAUACUACGUGAUCCGGAAGCAAAUGGCCCCAUUUGCGCAAGGCAGCCAAAGGACACUGGUUUUCGAUGGAGAUCUGAUGCACGUCAUGCAUACCGACGCCGGGUCGAACUCCAAGUUCACCUCGUUUCCCUUCAGCGACAUACUACGGUGUAAAGUCAGCACCAAACACUCCAAGUUGAUCCGGGUCUUUGUUCGCAGGCCGAACGAGAACAAGAGAUAUGACUUUGAGGCCAGGACAGCAGCUGAGGCCCAGGAAAUAGUGGACGAGAUUCUCCGUGAAAUGAGGCAGACACGGGCAUGA